AUGCCUGAGUCAGGACAGCUUAACAUCACCAACAGUUCUGGCUCCACAGGCCUGCCGUUCCUGGUCCUGAAGGAACAGCUUCCAUGUGGAUUGUCUCAAGCCUUGGGGGUCAUGAUGACUCUGCGGGGUACAGGAUCAGAGUUCUUUGACAGGAAGAGAACUGCAGGGAACACGGAUUAUGAACAGAUCAGAGAAAGGAACGAAGACAUUCUACUCUCUCAACCCAUCAGACUCCAGAGGAAGGACCCUGUGCAAUUCUGGGCACUACAGUGCAACAAGGACAUCGCUAAGCUGGACACCGUCCAGAGCAGGGGGCCAAAGGGCACCUGCAGGCAGAAAGAGUUUUGGUACGACUCUCAAUCACAGUGGUUUGUUUUUGGCGGUGGGACCCAACUGACCGUCAUCGGUCAACCCGCAGUAGCCCCCACCGUUAAUGCCUUUGCUCCAUCCCAAGAAGAGCUAGCCACCAAGAAGGCCACCCUCGUGUGUCUGCUGAGUGGCUUCUACCCAAGAACAGUGGAGGUGGCAUGGACCAAGGAUGGCUCCCCCGUGUCCCAGGGUGUGGAGACCUCCCAGCCGUCCCGCCAGAGUGACAGCAAGUACUCAGCCAGCAGUUACCUCUCACUCUCUGCUGACCAGUGGCUGUCAGCCGACACCUUCACCUGCAAGGUUACCCACGAUGGCAAGGUCAUCCAGAAGGAGCUCUCCCGGAGCCGGUGCACUUAGAGGCCCACAUCUCUC
Molecule: messenger RNA, 741 nt
Organism: Phascolarctos cinereus (koala)
Lineage: Eukaryota; Metazoa; Chordata; Mammalia; Diprotodontia; Phascolarctidae
Source: RefSeq, a predicted model, not a curated record